Patiria miniata (bat star) is the source of this 1545-nucleotide messenger RNA. RefSeq lists its product as uncharacterized. Gene Ontology annotation, cellular component: extracellular region. The record is from RefSeq and is a predicted model, not a curated record. The transcript is spliced from 4 exons. Gene Ontology annotation, molecular function: hormone activity. The coding region runs from base 112 to 420 and encodes 102 amino acids. Lineage: Eukaryota; Metazoa; Echinodermata; Asteroidea; Valvatida; Asterinidae.
UGAGUUUGUUCGAAACCUACCAAAGUCUUGACAUCAGGUUCUGCUGCUCACUGCUCUUCCGCUGCUCCAUCAGUUCUUACCGUUUUGCAAGCAAAUUCAAUCAUCGUCAUCAUGAACCGAUUCAUCGUUGUGCUGCUGCUCUCCGUCUGUGUAGUUGCCAUUGCAGACAAAACUGAUGAUUGGCACGUUGCGGACCUGGGACAAAAGCGCAGUCCCCAUUACUGUGGCAGACAUCUUGGGACGAAGAUUGGUCAAAUUUGCGGAUGGCACUUAGAAGCUUGGGAUGACGUCCACCCAGCGUUUGUGGAAUCUGAUGAGGCCAAUAGUUUCUUGGCCGAUCGCCGCAUCUCAAAGCGAAGCCUUGGCGAAGAAUGCUGCCACGAGGGAUGCUCCAAUGAGGAAGUACGCGAACACUGCUAAAGAAAUCACCAGGGCGGAUCCGGACCGGACUGACUUCGCGCUACCCGAAUGUUAUAAGUUUUGUUUGAUUUCGCUCGUAUAUUAAAAUUCAAGUGGUGGAUGGUUCUUUGGUUAUUACACGUACACAAACAUGUACUGAUGUUUUCUUGAGGAUUGGCGCAUUCGACUUUUUUGUUUAGAUUUCGCUCCAUCAAAAUACUAUUCAAGUGGUGGUGGUUUUUUUUGUGUUACUUAAAUUAUUAUACAUGCAUCACGAACAAUGUAAGAAACAACCAAUCUAUUCCUGAAGCAUUACAAAACCAUAAUAACUCAAGAAAAUGCAGGUCUUAGGCGAAACGCUCUUUCGUCGGUUAACAGUGAUUUAAUUUAUAAUUGAAGUUGUAUUUCAAUUUUCAAAUCACCCAUUUCUUGACCCCAUAUAUCAAACACAAGCCCUCUAGAAUAAAUUGUGCUUUUUGAACAUGUUUUGGCGUUUAAAAAAAAAAGAAGAUACAGUUCUUUAAAAACGAACCCUGCGGCGAUACAAAAAAAAGUUGCACAAUUUUGGAGAAAACAAAUCGUUAAUUUUCGAUAUGUGAUAAGUAAUCUGUCAUUUUAAAGAGCGUAAAGGAUGUUUUGUUUGUGUUUUAAAGAACGAACGGGCAAACAUGUAUACGGUUUCGGUGACCAAGUUUGAAGGGAAUUCGAAGGGGUUGUAUAAGGUAUUAUGUACCUCGAAAAUACUUUGAUCGAGCAAACAGUCUCACCAAAUUAAAAUACCCAACAAGUCAACAAGUUUCCUUGCCCUGGAAUAUAUUUUGAAUUCCAAAAAAAAAGGCUGAAUUAUUGUCUUUACUAUUCGAAUAGAUAAGUUCGAAGUUGACAAAGUUUGAGGGUUUGCACUGCACAGUGGGUGUGUACAGAUACUGUGGAAGUUUCCAUAACAGAUGUGAUUGUCAUUGAACUUUGGUUGCACCUAUUUAAGGUACUCGGUGCGAUUGAUAUCAGACAUUAUUAAGACUCUUUGUUUUCACCAUCAGACUUAUUCAUUUCGAUUUUUUUUCGGGAUCUAUGGGCUUUAAUUUCCUUAUUAAUACAGUCUUAAUUUCAGUCUUAGACUAUUAAAAGUUACUUCCAAAGCAGUCA